AUGUCUGACGAAGAAUCUGAACAUGACGAAGCUGAAGAAAUCGAAGCAGAAAAUAAAUCAGAAAAUGACGGUGAAGAAGAAGCAAAAUCUGAACAUAGUGAAGAAGAAGUUGAAGAAGAAGUACGUGAAGAAGUUCCAUUAACUGAUGAAAUAAUAGCACAAUCACUUUCAUUACUUGCAAAAACAGGAAAUGGUUUAGCACAUGCUUAUACUCGUUUAGAAGCAUCCAAUCGAAAUUUAACGGAUAUAACACGUCUUGAACCAUUUGUUCAUUUACGUUUUCUUGAUUUAUCAAAUAAUCGUCUUCGUAUAAUAAAUUCUUUAAAUCGUUUAAAAUUUUUAUUAACACUUAAACUUGAUUCAAAUGAAUUAUCAACAUUUGAUUUACCACCAUUUCCAUAUUUACAAACACUUAGUUUAAGUAAUAAUCGUUUACGAUCAAUUGUUGGUAUUGAACAACCACGAUUAGAAAUACUUAAUCUUAAUCAUAAUCAAAUUGAUACUUGUACGGGUCUUGAACAAAGUAAAUUACCAAAUUUAAUAACACUUGAAAUGCGAGAAAAUCGUUUAACAACAACAAAAAGCAUAGCAUUACCUAAUUUAAAAAAUUUAUUUAUUGCAGCUAAUAAUAUAACACAACUUGAAGAUUUACAAGAAUUAAGUCGUUUAACAACACUUCAUUUACGUGAUAAUAAAAUUGAAAUAUUAGAUGGUUUUAGUGAAAAUAUGAAACAAUUGCAAUAUGUCAAUUUACGUGCGAACAAUGUUACUGAUCCAGAAGAACUUAAAAAAUUGGCUGUAUUACCAAUGCUAAGAGCACUUGUUUUAUUAGAAACACCUUUAUCUGAAACUGAUUCAUAUCGAAUGGAAGUAUUAGUUGCUAUUGAUAAACUUGAACGAUUGGAUAAAGAUCAAUUUAAUGACGAUGAAAAAAAUGAUGCACAAGAAGAACAAAAACGUCGAGCUGAAGAAAAUCGAGAAGCAACAGCUGAUGAAGGUUCAAGACAAGAUGGUAUUGCUGAUGACGAACAAUAA
Messenger RNA from Rotaria sordida, 1035 nucleotides. NCBI's taxonomy places the organism in Eukaryota, Metazoa, Rotifera, Eurotatoria, Philodinida, Philodinidae. The record is from the annotation of a GenBank genome assembly.